ACCUUUUUCAACACCAAUACAAUUAUACAAACACGCACCCGCCAUCCAAGUAAGAUUCAGCCUUAAUAUCAACAGAAGUUUGUACGAGGGGAGAAUUCACAAAAGAAAAGAAAAAGAUGGUUCUUCGAUACACUUAUCCAGUCCUGUUAUGUAUAUUGAUUUUAAUGCAGGGCCGCUGGGGAUAUGCAGUGAAGGACGAAAUUUUCCGGGAAAAUGAAACGAAAAUUUCCCAUCACAUUAAAAGCGCAGAGGUUGGGUUAUUCACCAUGGAUGAACUCCUUAAUUUUCACGUUGGUCAAAAACUCCCCAUCUUCUUCCCCAUCCGAAACCUCUCACUGUACCCACCUUUCUUUUUGCCCCCAAAAUACCAAAAUAUCAUCCCUUUCAUAAAACCCGCUGCCAUGUUCAACCUCUUCAAGGUCCCACCGUCUUCCCCAAAAGGUAAAGCCUUUUUGGGUACUUUAUACUCAUGCGAUUCCAUCAAUGGCGAAACCACCAAAAUCUGCGCCACCUCUUUGGACUCCAUGCUCGGUUUCGUUAAAAAAGCUUUCGGACCCGACGUUGAUUUCAAGUUCAUCACCACGACCCACCCGACGUUAACGACUCCGGUGUUCCAGAACUACACCGUUUUGGAACCUCCGGUGGAGAUUGUAUCGGUGAAGAAAGUGCCUUGCCAUCCGUUCCCGUAUUUUUAUGCCAUUUAUUUUUGCCAUACGGAUUUAAACUAUGAAACCAGAGCUUUUAAACUCCGGCUUGUCGGCGACGGCAGUGGGGACGAAGUGGAGGCUGUCAUCGUUUGUCAUUUGGAUUCCAAGAAUUUGAGCUCCGAUCAUUUGGUGUUUCGAAUGUUGGGUGUCGAGAAAGGGAGCUCUUAUUGCCAUGUUUUUCGACAAGGUGAUAUUUUAUGGAUUCAGCAGCAAACCUCCGGUGGUGGUGUCGCUGCCGUGUAAUGAAAUUUCCGGUGACUCUGUUUUACUUUUGUGGUGUCGUUUUGUGUUCUUUGGUUUAAUAAUAAUUAUGUUGUAAAUCUGCAAUAAUUCAGUGGGAUUGUUUUACGAUGGGCGUUUCCUAUAUAGAGAUUUUGGAUUUUUUUAA
Gossypium raimondii (Peruvian cotton) is the source of this 1095-nucleotide messenger RNA. Its product is annotated as BURP domain protein USPL1. The record is from RefSeq and is a predicted model, not a curated record. Bases 117 to 950 code for a protein of 277 amino acids. NCBI's taxonomy places the organism in Eukaryota, Viridiplantae, Streptophyta, Magnoliopsida, Malvales, Malvaceae. The transcript is spliced from 2 exons.